AUGCCUGCGAGCUCCUCACUCCGAUGCUCGACCUCGAGGAUUUCAGAUCUUGAGUACCCUUCGGAGCCCGAAGUCGAUCCGUUGUCAUCGCAGGCCGCGGCUGAAGAAUCGCGACCGUACCGCAAGUUCCAUAUUUCCGUCAAACGCUCCUACCGAUCGUUUUUUCUUAUCGCGGAUGAUCCAACGCGGAUGGAUCAUGCGCCGCGAAGCGGUUUCGCGUUCGGAGUGACCAGCGGUCGGUUUAUCGGGGACUUUUACGGUGAUGAAUGUGAAAAUACAGAUCAGUGUAGCGAGGAACGGUUGAACCGAUGCUUUCGAAUCCCACGAUUCUUUGAGAAGCCCAAACAAAGUUCACCGUAAGUGUCUGGAGCGUAAUCGUGCGUGUGUGUUGACAAGUGUUUUCUGGCAAGCGCGUAUUCAUCGGUCGGAAUAACGUGCCCGUAGUUCAAUAAACUUGGAAAAUGUUCGAGUGACGGGAAUCGGGGGAACUUUUUGGAAGCGGGGAAGAAAGACGGAAAGUCACGCGGCCCAAGCAGGUCCGAAUUUUAUCGUCCUCGAGAUGAUGACCUUGAUGACAGACGUCGGUCAGUAUCCCUACGAGGCGGGGAGCAGGUCCUCGUACGAAAGUUAUCACCAUCAUCGACAUCAUCAUCACUUCUACGCGACAACUUCCGACGCCGAUUACCUCCAACGAUACUCCAACGAUCGGGACGAUCAUCCGAGGGCCACAAGCGCCGAUGGGAGCUUGGCUUCGGCUGAAAGCAACGGCUCUGGACGUUGCUAUCAUCGAGAUCCUCUACGAUCGCAAUCCCGGUACACCCCAGACUCCGACGACGCGUCCUCGGUCAUUUCUGCGGAUGCGUCCGCGGAUUUGGAGUCGCCAUCGGCUGACGGCGAGGAGGCGGGGGAGGGAGAAGCCGUCGAGCACGUGCCGCACCCCCACGUCCUGGACGCCGGAAGUCCCCACGGACCGCGAAGGUGUCUCUUGUGGGCGUGCAAGGCGUGCAAGAAGAAGACGGUGACGGUCGACCGAAGGAAAGCGGCGACGCUAAGGGAGCGAAGACGUCUGCGGAAGGUGAACGAAGCCUUCGAGGCUUUGAAACGACGGACGAGCAACAACCCGAACCAGCGUCUGCCGAAGGUCGAGAUUCUCAGAAACGCCAUCGAGUACAUCGAGAGCCUCGAAGCCCUUCUUCAAGGCAGCAUCACUCCCGGCUCCCAGGAUCAUCCUUCCGUCGAGAACAUGAACGGAGAAUCACCGCAGUACGUCACCGACAGGCUGCAUCAGUUCUCGGAUCCCUUAGCGAGGUUUCAACCAAUCAAUGGAUACGAACAGACGGAAAAUACCCCAACCCAAAAUGCCGGCAGCAGUCUCGACUGCCUGAGCAUGAUCGUGCAGAGCAUCAGCGGUGCGCCGUCUUCACCGAUCGAAAAUCAUCACCCGAUUCAUAAUUAGAAGUUAGAUCUUUUGUUAACCCGAGUGUAAGAGCGGGAGAGAAUGGGAGAGAGAAAGAGAGAGAGAGAAAGAGCGAGCGUGUGUUUCGGAGGCGUAGAACCCGAUCCGCCAACUGUUUGAAAUUCAGAUUUCAUUCAUAAAAUUGCUCGAGUAUAAUAAUUGUUAGAGAAAUAUUUUUUCAUCAAUUUCGAGUUUAUUGCUGCAACUGAUUAACCAAGUUUGAAAUUUAAUCAAGUGCGAUAGUCCCCGGUUAAGCAGAGUUUCAAAUCGAAUGAGACUCGCGUAUUCCUGCAUGAAUUGCCGCGUUCAUAAAAAAAAAUAUAUAUAUAGGCAGCAAUAAAAUCCCAACCGGCUAGUUUAAUCUAACCAAAGUCUCUAAAUCAGGCUGCGAAUAGUCGAGUAAUAAUCGCAGAACCUGAUUAAUCGUAUACAUGUGUAAGCAAACGGUGUAAAUGUUUAGGUAUAUGUUUAUAUCCACUAUUGCAUAUAACCGGACCAAAGAUACCCGACUGUUGUACGACUGUGUAAUUUAAACGUUCAACAAUCGAGCUUGACGAAAAUAUUUAAAUACCGAAUACUGGCACCGGCACAUAAGAAAAUCGUUGUAAAAAUAAUCAGAACGGACUAUACGCGACGGCUUCGACGAUAGAUUGAUCAAAGCAAAUUGACGAAACGAAAAUCGUGGACGUUAUACGUAUAAUGGGGCUUACGAAUAGAAACGGUAAACUUUUCAAGAGAUUGAAAACAAACUUUGAUCCGACGUCUGCAACGUUGCCAUAAUUGUUCGCGUGUGUAUAUUUGUGACAUUCAAGUCACGAUCCGAAGGGACAUUCAACUUUCGAAUUAUUCAAAAUACGUGUUAUCGUUACCGUCGAACUUACGGGAAUUCAGAGUCUCGUAGAUUUUCUAUUAAUUAAAUUAAACGUGAUACAAAGACUUGAUAACGUUUGGCACGUUCAAAACGACACGUGGACCGUACUCUAGAUUCUCGUUUAAUUUUCUAAGCCCCGUCAAUUGCCUUUUAACGACGUAGCGAAACUCGUCGAAUUAACGCCAUAAAAAUCUCAAUUAAGUGCCUGAGAACCAAUUUGCAGCUACAAUACGAGGCGACGAUUGGUUAUAUUUCUAUUAAAAAUAACAAAAAAUAAAAAAAAAAAAAAAAAAUGCCUCAACUACGUACUCACUAACAAAUAUAUAUUAAUAAUA
This is a messenger RNA of Neodiprion virginianus, 2662 nucleotides long. RefSeq names its product transcription factor SUM-1 (gene nau). The transcript has 5 exons. Lineage: Eukaryota; Metazoa; Arthropoda; Insecta; Hymenoptera; Diprionidae. Bases 560 to 1456 code for a protein of 298 amino acids. The record is from RefSeq and is a predicted model, not a curated record. Gene Ontology annotation, biological process: muscle organ development; positive regulation of myoblast differentiation; regulation of transcription by RNA polymerase II. Gene Ontology annotation, molecular function: DNA-binding transcription factor activity, RNA polymerase II-specific; protein dimerization activity; RNA polymerase II cis-regulatory region sequence-specific DNA binding.